Molecule: messenger RNA, 1464 nt
Organism: Exophiala aquamarina CBS 119918
Lineage: Eukaryota; Fungi; Ascomycota; Eurotiomycetes; Chaetothyriales; Herpotrichiellaceae
Exons: 3
Coding region: 1-1464 (487 amino acids)
Biological process (GO): transmembrane transport
Molecular function (GO): transmembrane transporter activity
Source: RefSeq, a predicted model, not a curated record
AUGGAAUUUGAGCAAGGGAAGGCUGAAGUCGUUCAUACCGAGGAAGGAAAGGGAUCCUCCUCUGGUGAUGCAUACGAUGGAGUAAAAGAAGGCCGAACUGAAUUGGAAGCAUCGGCGACAUCAGAUCUCAAGCUUGACAAGAAAGGUCUUCCCCUAGUACCACAGCCAACAGAUCGUAAAGACGAUCCACUAAACUGGUCUCCAUGGCUCAAAUUGUUCAUCCUUUUGCAAGUCAGCUGGUUGGCUUUCCUUGGUCCUAUGGCCGGCGCAAUCGUCAACCCAGCCUUCAUCCCCCUCAGCAAACAGUUCAACAUCACUGUAGUAGAAGCUUCUUAUGAGCUUACGAUGUAUAUCGUGUUUGCGGGCGUGGGGCCACUGCUUACAGUUCCGCUAUCGAACUUGUACGGUCGAAGGCCAGUUUACAUUGUCGGCAACCUUGUGGCGGCUGUGACCAAUGUCGCUGCAGGUCGCUGCACCACAUGGGCUGGAAUAAUGGUGACAAGGGCCUUUAACGGAAUAGGCGCAGGUUCGCCCGCAGCGAUCGGAGCCGCUACUAUUUGUGACAUGUAUUUCUUGCAUGAGCGUGGGUUCUACAUGGGAAUCUUCACCUUCUUCCUCACCAAUGGACCUCAUGCUGCUUCCCUUUUCGGAGGAUUCAUAGCUCAGAAUUUAGGGUGGCGUCAGUGCUUCCUCAUUCCGGUAAGCUUAUAUGGAGGUUAUAUGCAGAUAAGCACGCUAGUUUUCACGCUGUUCUGCCUCCCAGAAACAAUCUAUUCUCGCCGAUCCAUUGCCGGUCAACGGGAACGCUCUUUCAGGGAUCUUCUUCUCUUCAAGAAUUCUGGAUUACAGGAUCGCAAACUACAACCUGCCGACUUCCUCAAACCCUUUUACAUGUUUAAGUAUCUUGCAAUUGUCAUUCCAGGGUUUUACUAUAUGACAGCUUUUGGGUUUGGCUCGGUGAUGUUUGCGGCGACAGGAUCGAAGUUGUUCCAUCAAAUGUACGGUUUCGAUGUUGCGCAGACUGGGUUGAUGCUUAGCAUUCCUCUGCUCAUCGGCUGUCUGCUCGGUGAGAUGAGCGCAGGCUGGCUAACAGAUUACAUGGUCUAUCGAUACGCCAAAAAGCACAGAGGUCGACGGGAGCCAGAACCUCGUAUAAAUGCGAUCCCUCUCGCUGUUCUCUGCCCGAUUGGAAUCAUCAUCGACGGCAUCUGCUUGACGCAUCACAAGACAGUCCCCUGGGUAGGAGCGGCAUUCGGUAUGGGGAUCGCCAAUUUUGGCCUUCAAGUCGCAACCACAAUUACGUAUAGCUACUGCACAGAUGUAAGUGUCGAGGCGGCAUUCUUCCUCGGGACCUAUUUCCUAACUGAAGGACAACAGUGCUACAAGCCCCAGAGUUCCGAGAUUUCCAGCAUCCUCAACCUAUUUCGAAGCAUUUUCUCCAUGACAAUCUCAUUCUACGCGUAG